AUGGAUGAGUAUCUCUUCAUUAUUCUCAUCGUCCUCAAAGGAAAGGGCCCGGGACUCCAUUUUUGGUUCACUCCUACCCGGUUAUCGGCAUCUCCCGAGGAAGUCCAAGAACCUCAUGAGAGCUCCCAGCGCCAACCUUCGCCUCGCACUCCGUCAACCAUCUCGACUCCGCUCUCCGAAAUCCACUCAUUGACACGGAUCAACGCCGAAGGCCAUCGCCCGCCUGAAGACCAGAGUUCUCCCGGAGAGGAGAGUGUUGGUCAACCCCGGAGUGUUCUUGGAGAUCACAACUCCCACGGAUAUCUGAACUUUGGAGCAUUCGACGGUUUCCCUGACCAGGGCCUCUUCAGCUGGAACGACCGAAAUCCAAACCUCAAUGAUGCCUGGAGCGACCACACCGAUGUCCAGGCAGGGGAAGUAAUUGAGCUAGAGGGGCUCAGAUCUACCUUGAAGGCCAUCUGGCGACAACAUGACCUCUCGCGCAAUCCCUUCCGUCCCCGGCCCAAGCACUUGAAACAGGCUCGCGUUCGGUUCCCGCUUGGUUAA
Messenger RNA from Clonostachys rhizophaga, 546 nucleotides. The record is from the annotation of a GenBank genome assembly. Lineage: Eukaryota; Fungi; Ascomycota; Sordariomycetes; Hypocreales; Bionectriaceae.